AUGCAUCGGAUACGCAAAAGAAUAAGCAAGUUAUUUGGUGGCAAAUCCUCUUCCUCUUCCAAAACCAGUAGUCCUCCACGGCCAUCCUCGCUUGUUUCUCAUUCCACCACACCAUCACACUCAGGCGAUGGUCGCGUUGUACCCACGAAUCCUUCUGGUGGAGGGGUACCAGCUAUCGAAGUCCACGCGGCAAGCUCCGAGUCGCUUCCAGCCCAACCGUCUCGUUCCCGUGCGUCAUCUGCAUCCCACGUCCCUACUCCCGAGAACGAAACUCGGGCGCUUGCCUCGCUCGGUGUGCAAUGCACGCUCUCUUUGGCGCAAGCGGUGGCCGAGAUUGCACCUGUGCCUUGUAUUGGAUCGUUAGUAGGAUGCUUGACUGCUGUAUUUCAGGCUGUGGAGCGCACACGAGUAAACAAGGAUCAAUGGAAACUGUUACAGGGCAGAUGUGUGAUGGUAAUGCGUAUUGCCGGAGCGCAAGUAAUGAAUAACGGACAUCAUCACUAUCCUGGGCUUGAAGAAGCUGCGAAACUACUCGAAGAAACUCUCAACAAGAUCGAAGAACGCGCUCAACACUACAACCAAAUGAAUGAGGUUCUCAAUUUCCUAUUAUAUCAAGACAUUAGCGACGAAAUCCAGUCGCUGUUUGGUGACCUUGACGCGUGCCUUGGCAUGUUCUCUUAUGCGACUGACAUUGCCCAAUCCCAAUGGAUUUCAGAGUUUCGAGCGGUGCAAAAGCAGGAGUCGCAGCAGCUCGAACAUCUCAAAAAUGAACUGGGAAGAAUGGACAUGAAGAUAGAUACGAUCGGAAGAAGCUCUGAGCAAAUACUACAGAACACAAGCAAGGUGGUCGAUGCUCUCCAGCGAGUACUCGACGACAAGUCUUCGAUUCUGCAAGCCCCAGCUACAACCACUGCCGCCACAUUCGACGACGCACAACGCAUCGUUCGUACUAUCCUUGCAGUCACCAAGCUCCAGCUACCUCCCAAGCUCCUGCUCGGCCGACAAUGUAUACCCGACACUAACAUCCCGAUCAAAACUGGGAUCACUUGUGACGUCUACUUGGCGUCAUUUCUCGUGGGAGAGAAAGUAGCGAAGAAGGUGUUCAGGAUUGGGAUGUCGGACAAGGCAUAUGUCCAAAAGUAUGCGACGCGGUUCUUGCGGAUUGCAAGUCUAUGGUCUGACCUCCGGUCGGACUAUACGUUGCCAUUCUACGGAAUUGGGAUGGAGUCGUUUGAGCAGAAUGAUCACUUCCAGUUGUAUAUGGUGUCGCCGCUGAUGAAAAACUUUGAUGCUAUGACGUACCUUAGCAAGUACAGAAACAACGCAGGAAUGAAGAAGAACAUACUACGAAUAAUCACCGACGCAGCCAAGGGGCUUCAAUAUUUACAUAACCGUAGCCCGCCGGUUGUUCACUCCGGAAUGAGGGGAGAUAACGUACUGAUCACGGACAGUGGAGGUGCAGUUCUUGGCGGAUUUGGACUUACAAAGGCGUUGGAAAGUGUUGAGAAUACCAGCCUUCCUCCGGCUGUCAUGACGGGCAGGACCGAGUCGCAGCGCUGGCUGGCGCCAGAGAUGUUCGAGGAUGACCCUCCGCUGAGGACACCUUGUGAUGUGUGGGGAUGGGCUAUGGCUGCUCUUGAGAUCGUCAGCGGCAGCAUACCAUAUCAUAUGCACAAGCAAGCUAUGAACAUCAUUCUAAAGGUCAACCAAGGUCCGCCAAGGCGCAGAGACCAUCCGGGAUUCGACAUAUACGCGUAUCGACCUGACGAAAUGUGGACGCUGCUAGAAAGGUGUUGGGCGAAAGAACCUGAGAACAGGCCAAGUAUGGACGAGGUAGUUGCAGACCUAAAGAAGAUAGGAGGGAUGGAGGAACGGAGGGCCUAG
Molecule: messenger RNA, 1884 nt
Organism: Rhizoctonia solani
Lineage: Eukaryota; Fungi; Basidiomycota; Agaricomycetes; Cantharellales; Ceratobasidiaceae
Product: Tyrosine kinase domain-containing protein
Exons: 13
Coding region: 1-1884 (627 amino acids)
Biological process (GO): protein phosphorylation; cell surface receptor signaling pathway
Molecular function (GO): protein kinase activity; ATP binding
Source: RefSeq, a predicted model, not a curated record